Trichoplusia ni (cabbage looper) is the source of this 1703-nucleotide messenger RNA. It is a transcript of the gene Wbp2, whose product is annotated as WW domain-binding protein 2. Gene Ontology annotation, molecular function: transcription coactivator activity; chromatin DNA binding. Gene Ontology annotation, biological process: positive regulation of DNA-templated transcription. NCBI's taxonomy places the organism in Eukaryota, Metazoa, Arthropoda, Insecta, Lepidoptera, Noctuidae. The transcript has 7 exons. Gene Ontology annotation, cellular component: nucleus. The record is from RefSeq and is a predicted model, not a curated record. Bases 138 to 1007 code for a protein of 289 amino acids.
CUGUCAGUUGUUGUUGUCAAUGUCAGUAAGUAAAAUGAGAAAUUCUGUAUAUUUUUAGAAUACAGUGUUGAUAUUAAUUUCAUCGGAGUAAUUGGUAAACGAUAAAAGCCGCUUAAAAAUUUAUUUAUUGCAUCAAAAUGUCUUUAAACACGGCUCAUGCCGAUCAUGGGGUGUUAAUACACGCAGGAGAGUGUAUCAUAUUGUUUUCGGACAAUGUUCGUGUUGAGUUUCAUGGAAAUGAUACUGCAGAGUUUAAAAAUGAAAAAGAAGGUCGCCUGUACCUUACUACUCACCGGAUGAUUUUCAAUUCCAAAAGCCUAUCUGAACCAUUGAGGUCCUUCAGUUUUCCUUUUGUGACAUUGGAAGAUGUAACAGUUGAACAACCUUUGUUUUCUGCAAACUACAUUAAAGGUAAAGUCCGUGCUCAAUCCAAUGGUAACUUCAUUGGGGAAGUGAAGUUCAAAUUAACAUUUAAAUCUGGAGGAGCUAUUGAAUUUGGACAAGCUAUGUUGAAAGCUGCAGAUCUUGCCACUCGUCACACAUCCCCGAGCGCGAUCCCGCCCCCGUAUCAGCCACCCACCGGGCCGUGGUAUGCGGCGCCACCGCCGGCGUACGCACCCCCAGCGCAAGGCUAUUACGGAUGGGUGCCACCGUACACGACGUUCCCUAACCAACCCCCACCGAACUCGGUGUUCGUGUCGGAUAACCCGCCGCCUUACCCGGGCGUGUCGGGCAGGACCUACCCGCCCAGCGUGCGCUACUCGGGCACCAGCGCGCACGUGUCGCCGUCGCCCACAGGUGCUGGCUCCCCGCACGGCCCCUCAGCGCCGCCCCCGGGCUACCCCGGCGGGGCCGCGGCCGGCAUGUCCUCGAGUGAUGCUAAAGCUGCAGAAGCAGCACAGAGCGCCUAUUACGACCCUAACAGGCCUCAGACCGCUUACGUGCCACCACCAUACAAUGAUCAACCACCGACUUACCAGGAGUCAGUAUCAAAGAAAAAAAAUUAAAGAGUUGCCCGCAUUACUAUAUGGCUACGAAAAAGUCUAUCUUAAAAGGGGCUCACGAUACCCACUUUCAUUUCGAUUCGGACGAAGGAGGCAGCGAUUAAGUUAUUUUAAAAUACAUUCCUAAGAAAUUUUCAACGCCAAAGCCGGCAUGAUGCCUUGACAUAGAAUGUUUAAACUGUUUCAAAAACAUUCAAAAUUAAUGACUUCUAAUUUCAUCCUCUAGUUGGCUGACUUUGGCCUUGAAAGUAUUGUUAUACCAUGUUUAUUGCAAGAUAAAUUAUAGUAAUUGUUAGAUAAAAAAACUUUACGAAAUUUAAAUUUAUUAUUUUUGGCUUUGUGCAUAAACACUGAACACGUUUUUCACUUGUGUGUAUGUUCUAAUAAAUAUGAAGUAUUUUUAGUCGAUAGUAAAAGAAGUAUUAAUGUUUUUGAAAUUUCAAUACCAACCCAAAUGUGCAUUUUAAGAAUGUUAAUGCUAAAAUGUAUAAAUUUGUUGAAUUAUAUAUAAAAUAAUUAAUGUGAUACAUAAAUAUUAAAAACAAUUAUAUUAUAAUCACCAAUACUUGUAGAUAAGAUCAUAAUUGCUGAGUUUCUAAAUCUAAAAUAUUAUAGCUUCAUUACAACCAUAAAAUAUAAGCUGUUUAUUUGUUAAAUCGUACAAAAUAGAAGCUUAAUAAAUGCUUAGCAGCUAUUCAC